UUUAUGAGGAGGAGGGCGGGACCGAGUGAAGAGAUUGUCCAAUGAGAAUCCUCAGCGCCAGAAUCCGCGGUAGCGCCGGGGCGGAGAGGACGAUGGAGAACUUCGCGCUGUUUGGGGCGCCAGCCGAGCCCGCUGGCCAAGCCCCCCUGGGCUUCGUACCCGGAAAGCCGCCGCCGCCGCCGCCGCCUCCCCCGGGCGGAGGACCCGGCACUGCGCCGCCCGCCGCCGCGGCCGCGGCCCCUCCCGGCGCCGACAAGUCGGGGGCGGGCGGCGGCCCCUUCUAUCUCAUGCGGGAGCUGCCAGGUAGCACAGAGCUGACCGGCAGCACCAACCUCAUCACACACUACAGCCUGGAGCAAGCCUAUAAUAAGUUCUGCGGUAAGAAGGUGAAGGAGAAACUCAGCAACUUCCUGCCUGACCUGCCUGGCAUGAUCGAUCUGCCCGGCUCUCACGAUAACAGCAGUCUCCGCUCCCUCAUCGAGAAGCCCCCGAUCCUGAGUGGCUCCUUCAACCCUAUCACAGGCACCAUGCUGGCUGGCUUCCGCCUGCACACUGGCCCGUUGCCAGAACAGUGUCGCCUGAUGCACAUUCAGCCUCCCAAGAAGAAUAAGAAGCACAAACACAAGCAAAGCCGGGCCCAGGACCCCGUGCCCCCAGAAACGCCUUCUGAUUCGGAUCACAAGAAGAAGAAGAAGAAAAAAGAGGAGGAUCCUGACCGGAAAAGGAAGAAGAAAGAGAAGAAGAAAAAGAAGAGCCGACACAGUCCAGAUCACCCAGGUAUGGGCAGCUCGCAGGCCAGCAGCAGCAGCAGCCUCCGUUAACCCCCCUGGACUGAACCUCACAAAGCUGCCCUCCGGCCUGCUGGGCCUGGGAGCCUCCUGCAGCCAGGGCAGGGGCCAGCUCC
Ochotona princeps (American pika) is the source of this 904-nucleotide messenger RNA. RefSeq names its product mediator complex subunit 19 (gene MED19). Bases 42 to 821 code for a protein of 259 amino acids. The record is from RefSeq and is a predicted model, not a curated record. Gene Ontology annotation, cellular component: mediator complex. Gene Ontology annotation, biological process: positive regulation of transcription by RNA polymerase II. Lineage: Eukaryota; Metazoa; Chordata; Mammalia; Lagomorpha; Ochotonidae. The transcript is spliced from 5 exons. Gene Ontology annotation, molecular function: transcription factor binding; transcription coregulator activity.